UGCGUCACAUUUUCAUUCUGUCUUCCCCACCUCCGACCUGUCCGAGAAGACGAGGAGGAAACAGAUGACUCGUCUGCCCUGUUGUGGUUGAAACUUGCUAACCGAAACCGGAGAGCUGAUUCAGAAAAUUUAAAUACACCAAGGAGCGAAUUUAAAAGAUGCAGUGAUGACGUUUACCUCCGCAGAUUGAGUCCACAUCCCGUAAACUGGCGUGGUUUCCUGCUCCGAUGACCCGCCUCCUCUGACUCUACCCGAGACCACCUUGUGCUGACCGGUGGGCGGGGCUGGCCCUGCUCGGGGGGCGUGGCCGAGGAUGGACAGCCGGUGCAGCAGCAUCGAUUCCCGGCUGACCGGCAGAGGGGUGGGUUCUGCCGGCACCACGCCCACAUGUGCGAGGGUGGAGUCGUACGAAGCCGGGGAGAAGAAGUGCAUCUCGGACGUGAGGAGGACCUUCUGCCUCUUCGUCACCUUCGACCUCCUGUUCAUCACCUUGCUCUGGAUCAUAGAGCUCAAUGUGAACGGCGGCAUUAAGACGCAGCUGGAGAAAGAAGUCCUGCAGUACGACUACCACGCCUCCUUCUUUGACAUUUUUCUCCUGGCUGUUUUCAGGUUCGCCACCCUCAUCCUGGCCUACGCCGUCUGUAAGCUUCGCCACUGGUGGGCCAUCGCGAUCACCACGGCGAUCAGCUGCGCGUUCCUCAUCGUUAAGGUCAUCUUAUCAAAGCUGCUGUCUCAGGGGGCCUUCGGGUACCUGCUGCCCAUCAUCUCCUUCGUGUUGGCCUGGAUUGAAACUUGGCUCCUGGACUUCAAGGUUCUGCCUCAGGAGGCCGAAGAUGAAAACAGGUUCCUGUCCAUCGCGGACGCCGCAGAGCGAGCUCCUCUCAUGUGUCCGGGUCCUUUAUCUGACGGACAGUUUUACUCUCCGCCGGAGUCUGUGGCAGACUCUGACGAGGACCUGGAUGACAAACCUGAUCCAGAAAAGGGGCUCAUUCAGCGGGUGACCUAACAGGUCGUCGGCGUCUGAAGUGGCUCCUGUUUGCUGCCUUCCACGUCCUGCCAGUUUAGUUUUUCCUCGCCUCACUCUGACGUCGGCCUUCUGCGUUCACGCUGGGACUGAAACCUGCUGCCUGAAAACAAACUUCACCACAUUUAUUGGACUCUGGACUUUUGAAGGGAAAUCAUCUUAAUUGAUGGCAUUUUUCCAGCUUGAUUUCAGUAUCAGAAUCCACAGCCUUCAGUUUAGACAGAAAAAACAAACUGUUCUUUUAUUUCUACUGUCUUUUUUUUUUUAUUAUUUUAGCUGGUGAUUGUACACGUGUUGGGUUUGAGGUCAGUGGGAAAACAAGCUUUCACCACAGACUCUGCAUAAAGAACAGAAAGGAGUUUCUUGGCCAGUAUUGAGCUUAUUUGUAGCAAAGGACAGAAGGAAUAUUUACAGAUUACUGCGGUUCUCAUGAAUGUUUGACUACUUCCAGGUUUAACAGAACACUGGAUCAGUCUGACAGUAUGAAGGCUGGAGUGUGACGUGUUGUUUUACUGAAGAAGAAUCUGCAGCACGUUAACACGCAGGAUCUGUGAGCUGCUGGUGGAAAAACUCGUCCGUGUCUUCACGCGUGUCCUGCAAGCCAAAUCGCUUUGUUUUUACCAAAAGCUUCUCUGUAAAAUAGCAUCAUUAAAAUGUGAAAUCCUG
This is a messenger RNA of Scatophagus argus, 1690 nucleotides long. It is a transcript of the gene stard3nl, whose product is annotated as STARD3 N-terminal like. Bases 314 to 1006 code for a protein of 230 amino acids. NCBI's taxonomy places the organism in Eukaryota, Metazoa, Chordata, Actinopteri, Scatophagidae. The record is from RefSeq and is a predicted model, not a curated record. The transcript has 9 exons.